AUGUUUGGGAGCAGGAGGCCCAAAAGGAAAUUGCCCAUUAUACCCUUACUCAGAUUCAGCCACGGUGUGUCAUUUGAAGAUCAGGUGUUAGUUAUCAGAGAGAAGCUUGCUGAGUUGUAUGAGUCCGAGCAGCAGUGGUCAAGGGCAGCACAGAUGCUCAGUGGCAUGGAUUUAGACUCCACAAUGAGGGUUAUUGAUGAUACACUCAGAUUGUCGAAAUGUGUCCAAAUAGCUCGUCUAUAUCUUGAGGAUGAUGAUGCUGUCAAUGCGGAAGCUUUUAUUAAUAAAGCCUCAUUCUUAGUUAGCAACAGACAGCAGGAAGUAUUGAAUUUACAGUAUAAGGUUUGUUAUGCUAGGAUUUUAGAUUUGAAGAGGAAGUUCUUGGAGGCAGCAUUACGAUAUUAUGACAUAUCCCAUAUUGAGAAACGACAAAUAGGAGAUGAGUUGAUUGACGAGGAAGCAUUGGAGCAAGCUCUAUCUGCUGCUGUAACUAUAAGGAGUGAGAAGAACCGGCUCAAGGAGCAGAGGGGUGGUAUAAGACGGAGGGUGGAGAAGAUAAUGAAGUGCCUCUGCUCUGGAGAGGAAUUAAGAGCAGAUAAAAUGAUUCCUUUGUCUGAAAUCCUUGCAACCAAUGAUUAUUCAGCAAGUUGCAGUUCUUCUCGAGCUGCUGAGCUUGAGCAAAAGCAAGAUAUCGGUAAUAUUAAAGAAGCUGAAUCAUCUCUCCAUGAGAGUAGUUGUUUAAACUACGAGGAAGCAAGAGCAUUGUUAGGGAGAUAUGAAUAUCAAAAAGGGAACAUAGAAGCUGCUCUGCAUGUAUUUGAAGGAAUAGAUAUUGCUGCAGUGACUCCCAAGAUGAAACUCACCCUCGCUAAGAGAGGAGAACGUCGUAAGGAGGCGCUCUCAAAGUGA
Messenger RNA from Vitis vinifera (wine grape), 909 nucleotides. RefSeq lists its product as uncharacterized. Bases 1 to 909 code for a protein of 302 amino acids. NCBI's taxonomy places the organism in Eukaryota, Viridiplantae, Streptophyta, Magnoliopsida, Vitales, Vitaceae. The transcript has 2 exons. The record is from RefSeq and is a predicted model, not a curated record.